AGUUAGAAAGCUCAACCGAAAAAAAAAUGUAGUGACUGAAUGUGAAACUGAAAGUGAAAGUAAUGUAGAAGGUAUAAAAGGAAGCCAUGUUCUGGACGGUGCAUUAGACCUGAAAGCAUCACAAGAGAAGAUCUCAGUGUGUGUAGAGCUGAAGCCAGAGCUAUGCCAGACAUCACAGAAGCAGGUGCCGUGGCUGGAGCCAGGGUUACACAUGUCUCUGAAGAGAUGGAUGCUGAGGGACCAUAUGCAGAUGCAGACGCAUUCUUACAUUUUGAAGCAGGAGAACUCGGAUUUGAAGCUGGAGCCAGAGUUAGAGUUAAUUCAGUACGAGUCAGAGCAGCGCGGAGCGUCGUUUCAGCUGAAGCUAACAGUCCAAAUGCUUCUCCCAUGGUUACUGCAGGACGAGAUAGAGCAACGAGGAGCAUCGAUACAGCUGAAGCUAACAGUCCAAAUGAUUCUGCCAUGGUUAGUGCAGGACGAGGUAGAGCAACGAGGAGCAUCGAUACAGCUGAAGCUAACAGUCCAAAUGAUUCUGCCAUGGUUAGUGCAGGACAAGGUAGAGCAACGAGGAGCAUCGAUACAGCUGAAGCUAACAGUCCAAAUGAUUCUGCCAUGGUUGAGGCUGACACCAUAGAAGCAGGAGCUGUGGCUAAAGGAGUGCUUAAAUUUGGAGCCGGAGCCAGAGUUAAGGCUAGUGCAGGACGAGUCAGAGUAAAGCGGAGGAUUGUUUCAGAAAAUGCUUCUGCCUUGGUUGUGGCUAACAGAGAAGCAGGAGCCAUGGUUCGAGCUGAGAAUGCAUGUGUCUCAGAAGAGAUUGACGCUGAGGGACAAAAUGCUGAGGCAGGGGCAUUCAUACAUUAUCAAUCUACACCAGGAAUGCAGAAAUUUGGAGCCGGAGCCAGAGUUAAGGCUAGUGCCGGACGAGUCAGUGUAAAGCGGAGGAUUGUUUCAGAAAAUGCUUCCACCUUGGUUGUGGCUAACAGAGAAGCAGGAGCCAUGGUUGAAGCUGAAAUUGUGAGUGUCACAGAAGAGAUUGACGCUGAGGGACCAAAUGCUGAGGCAGGGGCAUUCAUACAUUAUCAAUCUACACCAGGAAUGCAGAAAUUUGGAGCCGGAGCCAGAGUUAAGGCUAGUGCAGGACGAGUCAGUGUAAAGCGGAGGAUUGUUUCAGAAAAUGCUUCUGCCUUGUUUGUGGCUAACAACAGAGAAGCAGGAGCUAUGGUUCGAGCUGAGAAUGCAUGUGUCUCAGAAGAGAUUGACGCUGAGGGACCAAAUGCUGAGGCAGGGGCAUUCAUACAUUAUCAAGAAAAACCAGGAAAGCUUGAAUGUGAAGUUGAAGCCAGUGUUAAGGCUAGUUUAGGAAAAAUCAAAGCAACGCAGGACGACAUUUCAGCUGAAGCUAACGGUCCUAAUGCUUCUGCCAGGGUUGUGGUUAGCAACAGAGAAGUAGCAGUCAUGGCUGGAGCUGAGGUUGCAAGUGCCUCAGUUUCAGCAGGUCCGGCUGAAAUUAAAGUUGGUCUUGGGGUUCAAACAGGUCUUAACAUUGGCCCCAAUGGCACAGAAGUAAAAGUUCUGGGCUGUGGCUUUUCACUCGGCAGCACGACGGGAGUUGCUCUUUUUGGAAACGAAGUGAAAUUUAAGUUAUGGUAAAAGUGCUUUAACAGUAAAAGUAAGAUUGUUGUUAAUUGCUCUUCUUCGACUUGUUACAGUCAUACAUUGACUAAAUUCAGCCUAAACUACAUUCAGCCUACGCAAUUCCCUGCCCUCCCUUAAUCAGCAUCUUAGUUUGUCUUAGUAGUGUCCUGUUUAUAUGUAUGGAUAAAGAACAUAAAGGACCUUAUCUUCACUGUGAAGCCUUACAGUUUCAUUAGAGAUUACAGCAAUGACGCAAUGAAUUUCCUCCAAUAUCUGCCAAAAAAGGUUCAUGACCUGAAGCUUUUUUAAAAUAAAUGAUGAAAAUGAUGCGUUCCUAGUGCAUGCUACAGUGGGGUUUUGGUUCCAGCUAACAUAUUUGUGCAUUCCAAUGCUUUCAAAAUGUUUGUAUUUUUUAGUAACAACUGGAAAAAUUGACAUAAUGUUGUGUAAUGUAUUUAAUAAACAAAAGGCAACCCCCUUAUAUAUGUUAUGUUUCAUGGUUAAUGCAAGUUUUUGAUAACCGUAUUUACUCUGGAUGUUGUUAUUGCAUAUGAUUAUCUGGAUUAUUGACCUUGUCUUGACCUUGUCUUUUGAAUUAUGUUUUGGUUUGUGUUUGCUUAGUGCUUUUGGUGUUAGUUCUGGAAUGUUUUGAUGCUAAUUUUGCAGCAAUAAACCAAGAUGUAUCUUGCAGAUGUAUCCAUAUAUCAGGCCUGAUAGCUGUUUGUUACCCAAAGAAAAUGAAAUAUUAAAAAAUACAAUAUUAUUGACUUGCCGCUCUUGUCCGUCUUCAAGAGUCUUGGAAUUUGUGGCACAGCAUGGAAAUGGUUUGCUUCGUACCUGGUGGGUCAGUCAUAUCAGGUGACGUGGAGGGGAUCCACAUCUGCUCCAUACAGACUCUUCAUCAUUGGUGUCAAGGCUCAAUGCUUGGUCCUCUUCUUUUCUAACUCUAUACCUGCACGUCACCUGUCAGUGGUUUCAAUGUUACGGCUGAACGAGUUAUAAUACUUGUAUAAAUCAUCUGUGUGGCACAGUGUUGUCUAAAUAUACUGAUUCAACAAAUAAACUUUUGUUUCU
Molecule: messenger RNA, 2709 nt
Organism: Ictalurus furcatus (blue catfish)
Lineage: Eukaryota; Metazoa; Chordata; Actinopteri; Siluriformes; Ictaluridae
Exons: 2
Coding region: 163-1650 (495 amino acids)
Source: RefSeq, a predicted model, not a curated record